This is a messenger RNA of Rhincodon typus (whale shark), 1041 nucleotides long. RefSeq names its product CTF8, chromosome transmission fidelity factor 8 homolog (S. cerevisiae) (gene chtf8). Gene Ontology annotation, cellular component: Ctf18 RFC-like complex. The transcript has 3 exons. The record is from RefSeq and is a predicted model, not a curated record. Gene Ontology annotation, biological process: mitotic sister chromatid cohesion. The coding region runs from base 1 to 576 and encodes 191 amino acids. NCBI's taxonomy places the organism in Eukaryota, Metazoa, Chordata, Chondrichthyes, Orectolobiformes, Rhincodontidae.
AUGUUAGCAAAUAUUCCUGCCAGCUGGUACGCACAGGAUCUGAGUGCACGACUGAGGACUCCUUCUGGGACAGUCGCUUUCUGUGGUUUCCCUCUGAAGAAGGCCGAUCUGACGUCUGUAGCGAUGACUGAGGGAACAGGUGCUUCCAAAGCUAUCGGGACAGAUGACGCCGUUUCACUGACAUUCUGUUUGAAACAAGCCCUUGGGGAUGGUUCUGCUCCUGAGUGGCUGAUGCUGGAGCUUCAGGGAGAAAUUGAGUCCCGGGGCCACAGUGGCCUUGCUGGGAAUCUGAUGGGAGAACUGCACUUCAGCAAGGAGGGAGUCCCAAUACUUCUAGUUGGCCACCACAUCCUUUAUGGUAAAAUCACCCACUUGGAAAGACCAUUUGUAGUGCUGGUGAAACAGACUGGUACAAGGGCAGGAGCUGAGAGACUGAUGCAAACGGAAGUAACCGAACAAGAAGUGAGUGAAGAAAGCAAUUCAUGUCACUACCUGGUCACCUCGAUCAUCAAGAAAAAGAUCAUUUUCAAAACCCGUCCAAAACCCAUUAUCACUAAUGUACCUAAAAAGCUGUAGUCGGAGCAUGUUCAUUGAUGCUGUUUGCACUUGACAGGACUCUUCCUCAGUAGCAGAUCUUCAUGUCAUGAGGUCACUGAAUAUCGGAUGUCAAGUGAUGUUGCUCAUGUUUGUGAUGUUUUGUCAUGUUUUGUGGCAUGUUGUAUGAGACUUUACCUCAAAAUAGAUCCUUAAGAGAUGAAUCUCUGUUUAAUGCAGAUUCAAUUGCAAACUUGUUAAUUUUUUUUGUAUAUAAAUAACAAUUUCCUGUUUUAGUUUUACUUUCUCAUUAGUAAUAUAGCAAACAUUUUAUUAAUUGACACCUUUGGGACCAGGAGUGUACCAGUUGAUUGAAUAUUCUGGUUGAUCAAGAGGUCCACGUAAUCAAUGUAAAAACACUCACAAAUAGAAAUGUAAUGUGGGGGGUAUACAUAUCCCUGUUCUACUUUAUUUACAGCACGAAUCACUUAGAUAAUAAAUAAAACU